GGGAACAACAAUCUGUUUGAAAAUCUUUAUUUUACGAAAAUUAGGAAACGUACAAAUGGCGAUGCAUUGGAACGUUAACUGCGAUGGCUGCGGCAACACCAAUCUAGUUCACUUCCGCUACAAGUGCCUGCGUUGUCCCGACUACGACCUCUGCCAGGUCUGCUACGAUAACGAAGUGGAGUCCGGGGCCCACAAGAACACCCAUGCUUUCCAGUGUCUGCUGGAUCGCGCCGCUCGCGAGCUCUUCUUUGCCGGCGAGCCGAUUUCGAACCUUUGCGCCGAUAGUUACACUUGCCCGAUAUGCGGAGCGAUGGGCCACACCAACAAGGAGUUGAUCAAGCAUGUGCAGAAGAAGCACAGCAACGACAUGGCCCUGGUCAUCUGUCCACUGUGCGUGUCAGUGCCAUCGGCCCAUCCGGAUCGCGUGGCCAAUAUCAACCAUCAUUUGACCACCGCCCACGACACUGACAAUAUGCGCACGGGCUGCAUGACUAUGACAUCCGGUGCGCUGCCUCAGGUAAUGGAGAGCGCCCAGGAUGCGCCAUCUUUCAGCGGCAUACGCAUUGGAUUUUCAGCAUCGCAAGCCCCACAGCAUUCCAGCCCAGUCUCGCCAGCCCGCAACUUGCACGUCACCUUCGGAGAUAAUCGUUACAUAGACGGUGGAGAUGGUGAUGGACCCAAUGCCGACUAAUCUGAUAAAUUCAUAUUAAAGUGUCCGACGCAUUAUGUGGAGUGCUUUCCAAUACCUUAAAGGGGGCGCAAAGUAUGCUCAACAAUGUUGUGGAUCUUUUAAAAAAAUUUACCCCAUACACAUUAAUUGUUUCCCUCCCUGCGAGAUAUUAAUCACGCAAGUGAAUGCUGCACAUUCUAAAACAAAAUUGGAUGAAAACCCACAACACAAACAACACAAACAACACACUCAUAUUGAGACGGUACAGCAUUCUUAGGUUUAUGAACAAAUUAAAUAAAUGGCACAAUAAUGAUAACAUA
Messenger RNA from Scaptodrosophila lebanonensis, 990 nucleotides. Its product is annotated as E3 ubiquitin-protein ligase KCMF1. Lineage: Eukaryota; Metazoa; Arthropoda; Insecta; Diptera; Drosophilidae. Bases 56 to 691 code for a protein of 211 amino acids. The transcript is spliced from 2 exons. Gene Ontology annotation, cellular component: plasma membrane. The record is from RefSeq and is a predicted model, not a curated record. Gene Ontology annotation, molecular function: zinc ion binding. Gene Ontology annotation, biological process: synaptic signaling.